This is a messenger RNA of Plutella xylostella (diamondback moth), 1611 nucleotides long. RefSeq lists its product as uncharacterized. NCBI's taxonomy places the organism in Eukaryota, Metazoa, Arthropoda, Insecta, Lepidoptera, Plutellidae. The record is from RefSeq and is a predicted model, not a curated record.
CCGUCGAGCCCAGCGCACGUGCGUGGCGCCGCUAUGCCAACACGCGAGUCAUAACUGAAAAAUAAUUAUACUUAGCAAAUUAAAAACUCGUACUUCAAGUGUUCAGACAACAUUUGCAGCAAAAAUCUGUGUUGAAACUUGUGUUUGUUUGAAAUAUGUGUGUAGAUUAAAAGUUGAAUUUAGUGUAGUUUGUUGAGAUUGUUGAGUUGUUGUGAAAUUGAUUAGAAAUGAUCGAGGUGAAGAGGAUUUAUCAUCUCAUCUUUCGGUUGCUGUUUUUACUUGACGGUGGAGUAUGGUCUCUCCGCAACGUGUCCAUCUCUGUCCCGCGCGGGGUGCUGUCGGGCGAGGGCGCGGCGGUGUCUCUCCGCUGCGACUACGACCUGGAGGGCGCGGCGCUGUACUCCAUCCGCUGGUACCGCGGCGACACGGAGUUCUACCGCUACGUGCCGCGCGAGAUGCCGCCCACCAUGGUGUUCCCGCUGCCGGCUGCGGCUUCUGUUGAUCUAUCAGCAUCAGACGCGUCGUCAGUCCGCGUGGUGGGGCUGCACCGGCGGCUGUCCGGCGUGUUCGCGUGCGAGGUGUCCGCCGACGCGCCGCUCUUCCACACCGACAUCCGCGCCGCGCCGCUUACUAUCGUCGAUCCUCCGUUCCGCGCGCCGCGUCUGUGGGUGUCCCGCGCGAGCUACGUGCGCGGCGGAGUGAUCACCGCCAACUGCUCCGUGGACGGCGCCUUCCCGCCCGCCAACCUGACGUGGACCAUCGACGGACACAAGAUAGCGGAGCACGUGUCGCCCGCGCCGGCGUCCGAGCUGGACUUUUCGGAGGCGCCGGCGUGGAGCCGCCUGGAGCUGACGGUCCUGGAGGCCGAGGCCUACCGCGUGGGUCUCAGCUACACCAGCGGAGGACUCAGCUAUACCAGCGACCAGUUCUAUCCGGAUCAUACCGUGUAUGACGUCAGGGAUGGGAGCAGUAAGCAGGAGACGGACCCCCCGCUCCGCUACACGCUGCCGGCGCCGGCGUCGGGGCAGCUGGCGCUGCGCUGCGUGGCGUCCAUCUACGACGUGUGGGCGCGCGGCGCGGAGCCCGCGGCGCUGCGCGAGGACAAGCCGCGCCCCGCGUCCGUCACCGGGGACGACUCCGCCGGGACACGAGUGGCGCCCCAGGCCGCCGCGCUGCUCGCCGCCGCGCUGCUGCUGCUGUUAUGAUCGCCGCGGGGUCACUGAACUGUGCGGGGUCACUGAACUGUGCCACGGACUGCCCGCAAUGGUGGACGACCUACGGAUUAUUUAGUACGGUCAAGAGUUUCGUUCCAUUUAUAAAAGAAAACCUUGAAUUCAAUAAGAUAGAAUGUGUGUUAAUUAAGUAAGACUUCAUGUGGAGUUUUGUUUAGGAAAACGUCGCACUUUGUCUACUACAAACGCUAAAGUAAAUAUCUUUAUACGGGAAACUUGCUCGUCAUAAGAUACCUUUGAUACAUUUGCUAACUAACAAACAAAACCUUACACUCGUUGCUAAUGAAUGUGGCGCUCACUCGGGCCCCGGGGGAUCGCUCUAGCUUCCGAAACCUGCGCUAACCAUGACUGUAUCUAGUUGUUUUAAACGUACGGAUUA